AUGAAAAACGACCUGAGUAUUUUUUACACGGAAGCUGCUUAUUUAGUUUGUCUAGUCAAAGGACAAGUUUGUCGAUUGAAAACUGGUUUGUAUACUAAUAAAUUUACAAGCAAUUUACGAAAAAUCUAUGCAUUAGCAUCAAAAGCUCUUAGUUCCUAUGGGAUAUUACUUCAAACUCUUAAAAAAGCCAAUCUUCAACCAACAACUAAAAUUAUUCAUUUAUCUUCAAAAAACAAUCCUAACAAUAAUAAUGAUGAUAAUGAUGUACAUGCUUGUGCUCAUUGUUAUUUGAUUGUUUUAAUUCAUGAUUUAUUAAAAGAAAAGAAAAUAUCUCAUCAUUUUCUACUUUCACAAAUUCAUGAAUUAACUAAAGAUUCUUUAGCUGUAAAAAAACUUCGUCAUGCUUAUCAAUCAGUUGAUAAAUCAUUCAAAUCACAAACUGAAAAUCAAAGACAAAAUAAAGGAUUACUUCCAUGUUAUGCUCGUGUCAAUUUCUUGAAAACUACACUAGCUGAUGUUAUUGAAAAGCUUGAAACUUGUGGACUUAAACAUGUGGAAUAUAAUCGAUCAGAAACUUCUUAUCGAAAAUUUCGUAAAAAAGUUUGUAAUCUUGAUCGUGGUGAAUUCAUGUUGGAUUAUCAUCUCCCUCAUCUACUGUUAGUAUUUCCCUCUGGUACUGUUUUACAUGAUUUAGAAUUGUACAAAUCUAAAUCUCUACUUAUUCAAGACAAGGCCAGUUGUUUCAGUGCGGAGAUUCUUCAACCAGAUCCAAAUUCAGAUGUUUUAGAUGCUUGUGCUGCUCCAGGAAAUAAAACAUUACAAUUAGUUUCUAUGUUGUCCAACAAAUCAACUAUUUUCGCUGUAGAUCGUGAUCCAAACAGAUUCCGACGUUUUACUGAAAAUCUAAUUGUCAAUGGAGUAGAACGAUUGUCAAUAAUGGAUUGGUCUAAUUCUAAUAAACAAAAUAAUAAACAUAGAAAAUCGGUUCAAAGUUCACAACCAUCCGUUGAAGCGUAUUGUUCAGAUUUCUUAUCUAUAGAUCCAUUUAAUCCAAAAUUUUCCAAUGUUCAAUCAAUUCUUCUUGAUCCUUCUUGUAGUGGUUCUGGUUUAUCAAUUCGUCAACCAGAUGGUAGUGAACAAUAUGAAAAAUGCACAUAUAAAGAUAGUAAUAAUUAUACAGAUGAAUAUAAUGAAGAAUAUACAUCUCGUUUAAAACGAUUAUCGAAUCUUCAAGCUAUGUUAUUAAAACAUGCAUUAAAGUUUCCAAAUGUUCAACGUGUUGUCUAUUCAACUUGUUCAAUACACCCUGAAGAAAAUGAAGCAGUUGUACGUGAAAUUGUUGAUUAUGCAUCAGAUAAAUUUUAUUUAGAAACAAUUUGGCCAUAUAUUGCAUCAUCUUCUAAUUCUAUAAAUCAACCAAUAUGGAAACAUCGUGGUCUAUCUGAUAUAUAUCAAUGUGAAUCAUGUAUACGAUCAUCUGAAAAAGAUUUAACAAAUGGAUUUUUUGUUGCUUUAUUUAUAAAAUAUAAAUCAAAUAAUUCAUUGAAUGUUACAUCACCACCACCAUCAUCAUCAUCAUCACCACCACCAUCAAUUAUGACUACUGAAUUAAGUGUACCUGGUAACUCAUCGUUGACAUCCAAUAAUAAUGAAAAUGUUAAUUUGGAAAAACAAGAACCAUUUACUUUUAAAAUACGAAAGAAAUGUAGAACUAAUCUUUAA
This is a messenger RNA of Schistosoma mattheei, 1722 nucleotides long. Lineage: Eukaryota; Metazoa; Platyhelminthes; Trematoda; Strigeidida; Schistosomatidae. The record is from the annotation of a GenBank genome assembly.